Pocillopora meandrina is the source of this 1212-nucleotide messenger RNA. NCBI's taxonomy places the organism in Eukaryota, Metazoa, Cnidaria, Anthozoa, Scleractinia, Pocilloporidae. The record is from the annotation of a GenBank genome assembly.
AUGUGGGCGUACCUGUUACUUUCAGAUAUUUCGGCCAAAUGGGUUUGCCUUGGAAUAGAAGGAGUAGCGUGGAUUGUGGACACAAAGGGCUGCAUUUGGUUCACUAACGUUGCUAGCGAAAAUCCAACGGGUGGCACGUGGUAUCAGGUCUCUCUCGGCCAAUACUUGAUGCAAAACCGCAGCUUACUUGAGACGCUUUGGUCCUGGGUUCUACGAGAUGACGUCAAACUUUUGACCGCCAGCCCUAAAGCAGGAGUCUGGUUGUUAGGGAGUGUAGGCUCUCUACAGGCCUCGCACGGUCACUUGCUAGGGGCUCGUUGGGAUCCUGUGACACCACAAGGAAUUGCUCAGUCUGUGUCCUGGUCCCAUAUGUCUGCAGGCUCAAGCAAAGGGGACAAAGGUCACGUGUGGGCUUUACAACCCAAUGGGGAGCUUAUUUGCUUGCAGUUGGGGAACCGCCCUGUAACUGUCGAACCACCUCGAGGCAAAGUUUUAAAACUAAUUUCUGCGUCGGGUUCUAGCCUUUGGGCCAUAACGCACAACUUCAAAGUCGUACAACGCUCAGGAAUUUCGGACGCAUAUCCGCAAGGGGUUAGCUGGGUGGACGUGAGACUAUCUCAGUUCGGUAUUGGUAAAGUUUACCACCUCAGCUGCGGUGCACUGAGCACCUGGGCCGUUGAUGACGCUGGAAAAAUCUUUCUACGGAUAGGCAAGGAGGACUCUUCGGACCCAUCUGUCACUCAGGCGUGGAUCCCAGUUGAAGGCGCUUCUCUACCUGGCUGUCGAUUUGCUAAAAUUGCUGUAAGCCCGUCCGAUCGCGUGGUCUGGGCAGUGGACGAUCGGAACAAUGUUUACGCUCGCCAAGAUGUCACACCAAGCUUCCCUAUAGGCACCAGGUGGGAGGUUGUUCCUGGCACGGGUGUGCGAGACUUGGCCAUCAGUGAACACAUGGUCUGGGCGAUUUGUCCCAACGGGGACAUCGUGUGUCGGUACGGGGUCAGCAAAGACAACUGCUUGGGUCACUACUGGAAGAAAGUCCCUGGGAAUUUUGAACUUAUCUCCGUGACUCCCGAUGAUGAACUCUGGGCCAUCGAUCAGAACGGCCAGCUGUUUCUGCGCAAAACGCAGCAUUUUUAUGGUACCCAGUCUCCGUUUAGGCCUCGAACAUACAGCGCUAUAUUUUCUGGUGAAGAGGACUGGGAGUUUAUAUAG